CCAUAACCAGCAGACCACUGCAUUCAGGCAUCCUGUGACUGGGCAGUUUUCUCCGGAAAAUAGUGAAUUCAUUCUUCAAGAAGAGCCAAAUCCACAUAUGUCGAAGCAAGAGAGAAACCAAAGACCGUCCAGCAUGGUCAGUGAAACGUCCACAGCUGGGACCACUUCCACCCUGGAGGCCAAGCCUGGACCCAAGAUCAUAAAGUCCAGCAAUAAAGUCCACAGCUUUGGAAAGAGGGACCAGGCCAUUCGGAGGAACCCCAAUGUUCCGGUGGUGGUGAGGGGCUGGCUACACAAGCAGGACAGUUCUGGGAUGAGGCUGUGGAAAAGGAGGUGGUUUGUGUUGGCUGAUUACUGCUUGUUUUACUAUAAAGACAGCCGAGAAGAAGCCGUCCUUGGGAGCAUCCCUCUGCCCAGCUACGUGAUCUCACCUGUGGCCCCUGAGGACCGCAUAAGUCGCAAGCACUCCUUUAAGGCUGUGCACACAGGGAUGCGAGCGCUCAUCUACAACAGCACCACCCUGGGCUCUCAGGCCGAGCACUCGGGCAUGAGGACCUACUACUUCAGUGCCGACACGCAGGAGGACAUGAAUGCUUGGGUCAGGGCCAUGAACCAGGCUGCCCAGGUGCUGUCUCGAUCGUCACUCAAGAGGGACGCAGAGAAGGUGGAGCGGCAGGCGGUCCCCCAGGCCAACCACACGGAGUGCUGUUGCGAGUGUGGCCGGGAGGCACCCAGACACGCAAGGGAUUGUCCUCACCGAGGCCACGAUGACUUCUUUGACUUCGAGAGGCAGGAACAGGAGGGAGAACGGCACCGGUCCCAGAGGGACCCCCUGGAGGGCAAGCGGGACAGGAGCAAGGCCAGGUCUCCGUACUCGCCGGCCGAGGAGGAUGCCUUGUUUGUGGAUCUACCCGGUGGCCCAAGAGGCCAGCAGGCUCAGCCCCAGCGGGCAGAGAAGAACGGCGUGCUGCCUGCCUCAUACAGCCCAGGAGAGCAGAAUGGGACUGGCGGGUACCAGCGGGCUUUCCCACCCCGGACCAAUGCUGAGAAACACAGCCAAAGGAAGAGCAGCCUAGCCCAGGUGGAGCACUGGGCGAAGGCCCAGAAGGGGGACAGCAGGAGCCUUCCCUUAGACCAGACGCUUCCUCGCCAGGGUCCCGGCCAGUCGCUGCCCUUCCCAGAAAACUACCAGACUCUUCCCAAGAGCACCCGGCACCCCUCAGGGGGCUCCUCGCCCCCUCCCCGGAACCUGCCGAGCGACUACAAGUACGCGCAGGACCGAGCCAGCCACCUGAAGAUGUCGAGCGAGGAGCGCCGGGCGCACCGGGAUGGCACGGUGUGGCAGCUCUACGAGUGGCAGCAGCGCCAGCAGUUCCGGCAUGGCAGCCCCACGGCGCCCAUCGGCAUGGGCUCCCCAGAGUUCCUGGAGCAGGGCCGGAGCAGGAGCAUGCUGGAGGUGCCCCGCUGCAUCUCUGUGCCUCCGUCGCCCUCGGACAUCCCGCCCCCGGGGCCCCCCAGGGCCUUCCCGCCCCGGCGGCCGCAUACGCCAGCAGAGAGGGUCACUGUGAAGCCGCCGGACCAGAGGAGGAGUGUGGACAUCUCCCUGGGGGGUUCUCCCAGGAAGGCACAGGGCCAUGCUGCCAAGAACUUGUCUCACGUGGACCGCCGCUCCAUGCCCUCCAUGGGGUAUAUGACCCACACCGUCAGCGCUCCUAGUUUACAUGGAAAAUCGGCCGACGACACCUACCUCCAGCUGAAGAAAGACCUAGAGUACUUGGAUCUAAAGAUGACAGGCCGGGACCUUCUCAAGGAUCGAAGUCUGAAGCCCAUGAAGAUCGCCGAGAGUGACAUUGAUGUCAAACUGAGCAUCUUCUGCGAACAAGACAGAAUCCUCCAGGACUUGGAAGACAAGAUUCGAGCCCUCAAGGAGAACAAAGACCAACUGGAGUCUGUGCUGGAGGUGUUGCAUAGACAGAUGGAGCAGUACCGAGACCAGCCCCAGCACCUGGAGAAGAUCGCCUGCCAGCAGAGGCUGCUGCAGGAGGACCUCGUCCACAUCCGAGCCGAGCUCUCCAGAGAGUCCACUGAGAUGGAAAACGCUUGGAACGAAUACCUGAAGUUGGAGAGUGAUGUGGAACAUCUGAAGCAGACCCUUCAGGAGCAGCACAGAAGAGCCUUUUUCUUCCAGGAGAAAUCGCAGAUACAGAAGGAUCUGUGGAGGAUUGAAGAUGUCAUAGCAGGCCUGAGUGCAAAUAAAGAGAACUUCAGAAUCCUGGUGGAAUCAGUCAAAAAUCCAGAGAGAAAAACGGUGCCUUUGUUUCCUCACCCGCCUGUGCCUUCACUCUCGACUCCUGAGAGCAAGCCGCCCCUGCAGCCCAGUCCCCCCACCAGCCCUGUGCGGACCCCUCUGGAGGUUCGGCUCUUCCCUCAGCUGCAAACCUACGUGCCGUACCGACCUCACCCGCCCCAGCUGAGGAAAGUGACAUCCCCCCUCCAGUCACCAACGAAGACGAAGCCCCAAGUUCAGGAGGACGAGGCACCUCCCAGGCCCCCACUCCCAGAGCUCUACAGCCCAGAGGACCAGCCCCCAGCUGUGCCACCUCUGCCAAGAGAAGCCACCAUCAUCCGGCACACAUCCGUGCGUGGCCUCAAGCGGCAGUCAGACGAGAGGAAGCGAGACCGGGAGCUGGGGCAGUGUGUGAACGGGGACUCGAGGGUGGAACUGCGGUCGUAUGUUAGUGAGCCCGAGCUGGCGACCCUCAGCGGGGACGUGGCCCAGCCCUCCCUGGGGCUUGUGGGCCCUGACAGCAGGUACCAGACGCUGCCAGGCAGAGGGCUCUCGGGGUCCACGUCAAGGCUCCAACAGUCGUCCACCAUCGCUCCCUAUGUCACACUCCGGAGGGGUCUAAAUGCCAGCAGCAGCAAGGUGACCUUUCCUAGACCCAAGAGUGCCUUGGAGCGCCUAUACUCAGGGGACCACCAGAGGAGCAAGAUGAGUGCGGAGGAGCAGCUGGAGCGCAUGAAACGCCACCAGAAGGCCCUGGUCCGGGAGCGCAAGAGGACGCUGAGCCAAGGCGAGAGGACGGGCCUGCCCUCGUCCCGCUACUUCAGCCAGCCGCUCCCGGGAGAUCUCGGCUCAGUAUGUUAGCAGGGCCAGGCAGACGGGGCUGGGACCGGGAGCAGAGCGUCCCCCAAGCUGAGCAGAGCUCCCCCGGUCCCCCAGACACAAGCACAUCACACCCACGCCAGUGGCCCGGCCACUGACCUAGAUGGCUCAGCACCCCUUGGGGCUGUUGGCCCGCGACCCAGGCUGCACGCGUGACCUGGUCGGAGGAUGAGCCGGAGCCAGAGCAGGAGAGAAGACCUAACAACACAGGCCUAGGAGUCUGAGGAACCGUCCGAUCGAUUUCCCGAGCCAAACUGGAGGGGGGCCUUGGUGGGCACUGAGAAUCUCAGCUGAAUUGAGGACCUAGGGAUGCAGGGCCAAGGAGUAGAGGAGGAAGAUGGUGAUAUGAUUUGAUGCAGAGAAGCACAGGCCAGCUGACCAGUCUCCCCAGCCCGCAGGCGGUGCUCUGUGGGGGACACUGAGCCCUGGUUGGUGCCAACACCCUGAGGGCCUGGCUCCCCCACUGUCUGUGGUGCUGAGGCCUUGGUGCCCAGGAGCGCUGGGGGUGGGGCACCUUGCCACCUCUUGAUGGCGCUUCCUGACUCUGAGCCCUGCCCACAGUCGCCUUCCGUGUCCCUUUUGGAAACAUUCCGUUGACUUUCUCCCCUGUUUAAAAUCCCAUGUUUCCCCAAACCUCUAGCCUGACUGCUCUUUCCCUAAUUCAUUGCACAAGCUCUUUGCUUUUAGUGUUACCGCUCAUUGCCUCUCUAAUCCUGCCUGAUUGUGUUUACAGAAGCUUCUGAUUUGCAUUAAACGUUCUCUAACUGGCCUGGGGUACUUUUUUCACCAGGCUUGUAAUAGCAGCUCUUGUCUCCAUGGCCUGGUGGGUGCCCCCAGGCAUGACUCACCUUUCUGCUGCCUCCUCCGCGUGCAGGCCUACUGACUCAUAAUUCACUCGUCCCAAAAGCCACCCACAAGCCUGAGCCAACCCGCUGCCUGAGACCACAGUCAUGAGCAGGGGUCUGGGCAUGACUGGUUGACCAGAAUCCAUGCCUUACGCCUGGACAGUAGACACGGACUUCAGAAAUUGCGUGUUCGGAUAAGUUCUACCAAGGCUGAGGUUGUUCAGUUUUAAUUCUUCUAGUCCAAUCGCACAAUUUCUUAUCGAAAGCCUUUUGUGUUUCUGGUUAAUCACUGAAUGAAUAGCAAAAUAUUCUGUGUAUUCAGAGGACCUCUCUGCAAUUGUUAGCUCAAAUACCAAAGGGUCAAGACCCAGGACACUCAUACCUUCAAAAGCUGCAAACCUGGUAACUUUUAAACUUUAUACACAAAUGUCAUAAGGGGUUACGCUAACACUGACCUUUUACAAUUCGAUGUCUCAAUGUAGAGAUUAUCUAAAAAUCAUAAUUUAAAUACCUUGUAAUUUUUCUCUUAAAAAAAAAAAGACUUGUGUAAGUCUCUGCAUCAACGCCAAUAAACAUGUUGCUUAAUAA
Messenger RNA from Carlito syrichta (Philippine tarsier), 4599 nucleotides. RefSeq names its product pleckstrin homology domain containing A7 (gene PLEKHA7). Lineage: Eukaryota; Metazoa; Chordata; Mammalia; Primates; Tarsiidae. Bases 98 to 3148 code for a protein of 1016 amino acids. The transcript has 20 exons. Gene Ontology annotation, cellular component: zonula adherens; pore complex. The record is from RefSeq and is a predicted model, not a curated record. Gene Ontology annotation, biological process: zonula adherens maintenance; pore complex assembly; epithelial cell-cell adhesion.